Messenger RNA from Oryza sativa Japonica Group (Japanese rice), 681 nucleotides. RefSeq names its product UDP-glycosyltransferase 13-like. Gene Ontology annotation, molecular function: UDP-glycosyltransferase activity. NCBI's taxonomy places the organism in Eukaryota, Viridiplantae, Streptophyta, Magnoliopsida, Poales, Poaceae. The record is from RefSeq and is a predicted model, not a curated record.
AUGCGCGUGGAAAAAGCCCCCUUCCCGGAAGGCUUCCUUCGCCGGACCAAGGGAAGGGGGCUCGUGGUCAUGUCGUGGGCACCGCAACGCAAGGUGCUGGAGCAUAGCGCGGUGGGCGGGUUCGUGACACACUGUGGAUGGAACUCGAUGCUGGAGGCGCUCACAGCGGGAGUGCCCAUGCUGGCAUGGCCGUUGUACGCGGAGCAGAGGAUGAACAAGGUGUUCUUGGUAGAAGAGAUGCGCUUGGCCGUGGCGGUGGAAGGGUAUGAUAAAGGGGUCGUUACAGCAGAGGAGAUUCAGGAGAAGGCGAGGUGGAUCAUGGAUUCAAACGGUGGAAGAGAGCUCCGAGAGCGGAGUUUGGCAGCCAUGUGGGAGGUGAAAGAGGCGUUAAGUGACAAAGGAGAGUUCAAAAUAGCGUUGUUACAACUCACAAGUCAGUGGAAAAACUACAAUAACUCAUAAGUCAGCAGAAAAGCUUAUGAAAGAGAGAAGGAUGCAGAUAUGAACAGUGGUGUUCAUGGGCUAGCCUUCUCCACCAAUUGAUUUAAAAUGAACAGACCAGGUCAUAUGUUACAUGUUACAGUAGUUCGCUUUAGCUUUCUUUUCUACGAGGGUGGUAAAAUUCAAUACAAUAGGUAUGGUAGAGUAUAGUGGCACAUUUAAAUUAGAGUGAGUUGCAUG